AUGCCUGUCCGCCUGUCCGCCUGUCCGCCUGUCCGCCUGUCCGCCUGUCCGCCUGUAACUCUGGCGCCGCCACCAGCAUUGGCGCUGCCUCUAGCAUUUGCAUCCUUUGCCCCGGUCCGAGCCCACUCGAGCCAAGACAAGGAUGGCCUCUCAACUCAUAGGGCUCACCCAGAAAUAGAGCCCCGCACGUCACUCGGCCUGCCCCGGGCCACCCCCCCCUCCCCUCUUCAAACAAUUGCUACUACCCACGACAUGCAUGUUGAUCCGACUCUGACGCAUCGUGUGCAGGUGUUCGCAUUGCUCCCCAUCUUGGCGUGCCCUCUGUCCAUACUCGAGUUGCUGCAUUCGUCAAACUCUUAG
Messenger RNA from Bipolaris maydis ATCC 48331, 360 nucleotides. The record is from RefSeq and is a predicted model, not a curated record. Lineage: Eukaryota; Fungi; Ascomycota; Dothideomycetes; Pleosporales; Pleosporaceae.